AUGAGCAUCAGUGGUGUUGGCGGGGAAUUCAUCGAUCGCUCGCAAUUCAAAUCACGUCUACAGAUACAUCUUCCCGACUUGGACAGCCCCGUUGAUUUUGAAGUAUACUGCAUAAAACGCCUCGGUCUGAGUACGCCAACUACUCGGAUCCCUCAGAAUGUUGGAGAGCUUUGGCGUCCCUUGCAAUUGGCAGAUGAACAUUUCGAUACACCAAGCCCUGUGGAUAUACUUAUUGGGGCAAACCUUCUCCCGACCUUAAUGCGGUCCGGGGUCCUGCGGAAAGACAUGACAAUGGCACAAAACACCGCAGUGGGAUGGAUCAUUUCGGGCUGCAUCGCUCAGCCGACGACGUCGACCACUACUCGACUCUGCCUUACACAAACUGGUGUCGAACCUCAUUGGUAUCAACAACUAUUUCAACUUAUUCAGCGAUUUUGGGAAAUUGAGAACGUGCCCCAUGUCGUGAGACAGUCGCCAGAUGACAAGAUUUGUGAAACUAUCUUCAGUCAGCAUCAGCGUGACGCUCAAGGGCGUUACAUUGUACCACUGCCUGUUCGGACAAACCUCCUUCAUCUGCUCGGCGAAAGCUUACUCGGUGCUCUGGCUUCACUGGCUGCGCUUCUCCGACGAAUGAAAAGAGAUCCAGCACUGGCUCGAGCCUGCUUAAAUUUUAUGAACGAGUAUUUAAGAUGUGGCCACAUGAGAGAGCUACCUGAAGAAGAAAUACAUCAAACUGACUCACCGAUAUACUACAUACCUUUUCAUGGGAUUUGGCAGAGAGGAGAUCUCGUGCAGAAGCUGCGCGUAGUAUUCAAUGCAUCACGGUCUACGUCUAGUGGGUACAGUUUGAAUGACGUUCUGUACACCGGCCCUAAACUCCAGACCACCUUGUGGCUCGUGUUGGUUAUAUGGCGUAUUUAUCAAAUCGCCUUCAGUACUGACGCUCAAAUGAUGUACCGUCAAAUACGCAUAGCAGAGGAGCACCUAAACUUACAACGAAUUGUUUGGGGCCCUCACGAGGAUUUACCUGCCAAGCAUUAUCAGCUCCUCUCCAUCACUUAUGGCACGUCAUGCGCGCCCUACCUCGCUCUUAGGGUGAUGAAACAAUUAUGUGACGACGAAAAGGAGGGUCGUGAGGCUGCAGCGAGAGCUUUACUCCACGAGAGGUACAUCGACGACAUUUUCUCUGGUGCCGAUAAUAUUCCCGAUGCCCUGCGAUUGCGAGACCAAAUGAUCCAACUCGCCCAAGCAGGAGGCUUUCCCCUUCGCAAGUGGGUUGCCAACACUCCCGAGCUCCAACAAGAUCUGCCUCCGGAAAUGUGUUUGCGUCCAUCAUGGGUUCGUAUCGGUGAAGACGGACCUGUCAAUGAGCUGGGAAUUCACUGGGAUCCUCAGGCUGACAACUUUCGUUUGGCUCCACCACAACUCGCGCCUGUGCAACGCACAAAGCGCGAGAUACUUGCCGCUGUCGCAAGCAUCUUUGAUCCAUGUGGAUGGCUUGCACCCGUCACUUUGUUGGCCAAAAUGUUGAUGUAG
Messenger RNA from Neodiprion fabricii, 1536 nucleotides. RefSeq lists its product as uncharacterized. The coding region runs from base 1 to 1536 and encodes 511 amino acids. The record is from RefSeq and is a predicted model, not a curated record. NCBI's taxonomy places the organism in Eukaryota, Metazoa, Arthropoda, Insecta, Hymenoptera, Diprionidae. The transcript has a single exon.